Stomoxys calcitrans (stable fly) is the source of this 919-nucleotide messenger RNA. RefSeq names its product acylphosphatase-2. The coding region runs from base 406 to 711 and encodes 101 amino acids. Gene Ontology annotation, molecular function: acylphosphatase activity. Lineage: Eukaryota; Metazoa; Arthropoda; Insecta; Diptera; Muscidae. The record is from RefSeq and is a predicted model, not a curated record. The transcript is spliced from 3 exons.
UGUUGUUCGCCAGAGUACAAUGGGUGGUGGUUGGCGUGUUAGCCAACAUUUACUCAUUUACUUAAGGGAAACUACAAAAAUACAAUUCAAUUGAAAUUUUCCUUUUAGUUGGAAUCGAAAGAGCAAAGACUUAAGAAAAGAAAGAACUCGAUUUUUAGCUAUCGUUGCUAGUAUUUUCUUUUAAAUUACGAAAUAAUUGACAAUAUUAAGUUUAAAAAAUCAAAAUCUUGGGAAAAAAUAAUUCAAAACAAAACUAACAAAUGGUGUUGGAUUCCAAAUUCUACUGAAUUGAAAAAAUUAACCAAAAACAAACUUUUGGAAAGCAAUUUCUUCACAUUCAAAAAAAAAGAUCUACUAUAGAAAUUUAUAUAACAGUGUAAACUCUGCACCAAACAAAACAGGGAUAUGGGAAUUCCAGACAUUCGCCAUUUAAUCACUGUGGAAUUUGAGGUUUAUGGUCAUGUGCAAGGAUGUUACUUUACUAAAUAUACUCGAGAUUUAUGUACUAAAGCCGGCAUUACUGGUUGGGUAAAGAACUCCAAGCAAGGGACAAUUGUUGGUAAAAUGCAAGGACCCAAAGAAGAAGUGGAUAAAAUGAUUGAAUGGCUGUCUACGAAAGGCUCACCUGGUUGCCAAAUUGAAAAAUGUGAUUUAAGAAAUAUGGGCACAUUAAACCGCUUGGAUUACAAGACAUUCGAUAUACGAUUUUAGUGUUAUAAUAACUUUCUCUGUUAGAAUUUGUUGUUUAGGAUUAAGAAAAAUGUAAUAUUAUUGCUUUAUUUUUUAUUAUUUUCAUUAUUCAUAAAAUAAUCUGGCGCAUGUUUGUAAAACUAAAAAAGAACAAACCAAAACAAGUAAUGUAGCAGAAAAAUCUGUAAAGGUAAAAAUUUCAUACUGCUGUGUAUUUUAAACCAUAUAA